Molecule: messenger RNA, 5071 nt
Organism: Gambusia affinis (western mosquitofish)
Lineage: Eukaryota; Metazoa; Chordata; Actinopteri; Cyprinodontiformes; Poeciliidae
Product: single-stranded DNA-binding protein 2
Exons: 22
Coding region: 87-1169 (360 amino acids)
Biological process (GO): positive regulation of transcription by RNA polymerase II
Cellular component (GO): nucleus
Molecular function (GO): protein binding; single-stranded DNA binding
Source: RefSeq, a predicted model, not a curated record
GCUUGUGUCGCUAUGGUGACGGGGCUGUGCCCAAGGAGGUUGUGAUGGGUUGACAGGUGCGUGACAAUCGGAGGCUCUCUGUAAGCAUGUACGCCAAAGGCAAGAGCAGCAACGUGCCGUCCGACAGCCAAGCCAGAGAAAAAUUGGCUCUUUACGUGUAUGAGUACCUGCUGCAUGUAGGAGCACAGAAGUCAGCACAGACCUUUCUCUCAGAGAUCCGAUGGGAGAAGAACAUCACGUUAGGAGAACCUCCAGGGUUCCUCCAUUCAUGGUGGUGUGUUUUCUGGGACCUUUACUGUGCAGCUCCAGAGAGGAGAGACACAUGUGAACACUCCAGUGAAGCCAAGGCCUUCCAUGACUACAGCGCUGCGGCAGCUCCCAGCCCUGUCCUAGGGAACCUUCCCCCAGGAGAGAGCAUGCCAGUGGGGCCGGUUCCUCCAGGAUUUUUCCAGCCCUUCAUGUCACCUCGAUACCCUGGAGGACCCAGGCCGCCCCUCAGACUACCCAAUCAGGGCCUUGGAGGAGUUCCAGGUAGCCAGCCUAUGUUACCUACUGGGAUGGACCCCACAAGACAGCAAGGGCAUCCAAGCAUGGGAGGACCAAUGCAGAGGAUGACUCCACCUAGAGGGAUGGUACCUCUGGGGCCCCAGAACUAUGGAGGUGGGAUGAGACCCCCACUGAAUGCUUUGGUUGGUCCUGGGAUGCCUGGCAUGAGCAUGGGACAUGGAGGUGGGAGACCCUGGCCAAAUCCUCCAAAUUCAAACUCUACUCCCUACUCGUCUGCAUCCCCAGGCAGCUAUGUGGGACCUCCAGGAGGAGGGGGUGCACCUGGAACCCCAAUAAUGCCGAGUCCAGCAGAUUCUACUAACUCUGGUGACAACAUGUACACCAUGAUAAACACAGUCCCUCCUGGUGGAAGCCGGCCGAAUUUCCCAAUGGGAGGCGGGAGCGACGGCCCAUUGGGGGGAAUGGCAGGGAUGGAGCCGCAUCACAUGAAUGGAUCUUUAGGGUCCAGCGACAUGGACAGUCUCUCCAAGAACUCUCCUGGUAACCUAAGUAUGAGCAACCAACCAGGGACACCCAGAGAGGACGGAGAGAUGGGGGGAAACUUUCUUAAUCCAUUUCAGAAUGAAAGUCAGUAUUCUCCAAACAUGACAAUGAGCGUGUGAAGACUCAGAAAGCAGGUUUUUCUCAGUCGCUCACAAACCUGUCUUUGGGGAAAUCCAGAUGAAGCAGAGAGACACGAUUUGACAUCUUUUAGGCCAGUGACUCAUCAUUCGCCAUAGCUGACCCCCGACCCCCGACCUCCAGGCGCAAGUUACCCCAAACCCUCCGUGGUUUCUGCCCAUGUCUCUUCUUUUCUGUUUCUUCAAAGUGGUGACUCUGCUACAUUCAUCAGUUCUUCCUCUUACAACUACAAGACAGUACAAAGGAAACCAACUGAAUCAAGCAAGAGGAGAACUCUUUGUAUAUUUGCAUCCGAUGUGUAUGGAGCAGCAUAUGCACAUCCAACAAGUGACUGAUAGAAUACGUUCUACUGAAGAUAAUUGAAAACAAGCCACAGUAUCCAGAAUGUUGUCUUUAUUUUAAUUUAUCUAACUGUUAAACAUGUUUUCAGCUUUGUUAUGAUAAAUUCUGUUUUUUAUUACAACAUAAAUGCAAACCCACCUCAGUCACAAGCCUCUUAGCCUUAUUUCAGUCUCUUGCAGUUAUUUGAGACGCAUUUUCAACGCCUGUGGUUGUCUACGGCGUUGCAUCAUUUUAUUUAUUUGUGCUUUGAAGAAAUCCUGUUGAAUAUUUUCCGAAUUCGACCACAAAUAUGGCACACAUCCUUCCGUUUGUCUCACCAAACAGGUAAAACAAAAGAAGAUAACAAUCAGCAAUUAUCCAAAGUUCGAUUUCAACACAACCUGAAUAUAAUUUUGUAACAAUCAGUCACUAUUGAAACAAAAGACUGCCACCUUUACUUUUUAUUUAUUUAUUUUAUUUACAUAUAUAUAUAUCCACUUGACCUCUAUGUAAUGGAUCGUGUUAUGCUUUCAUUAAUUCAUUUGUAAAAGAAGAAAAAAAUAACUUGGAAGAGCAGCAAAGAUAAUUGAUGAUAGUUUUCAGGCAAUACUACUGUGCAGUUAGAAAGUUGUCACUUGCUUUCCAAGCAAGGGGAAUUGGCCUCUUUCUGUAUUUAACUGAAAAUCAUUGUUGUGAUGUAACUCAUGAGCUACAAGCUCAAAUUGUCGGACUUUGGGCUCUGUUCACGGCAUACCUGCAAUACAACAUUUGAACAAGAGUUAGUAAAAUGCUGUCUUUUCUUCAGUGAAAGCAACCAGAACUUGCAUAUUUUUUGUGGAUUCUCUGACCUCUUCUGCUUUUCACAUUGCUUCACAGUAUUCCUGCGUCUACAUCCCGGAACCACGAAAUGCACAGUGGUGUCUAAUUCUCUGUAUUCAGCUGAGACACAGAUGAACGGCAAGUGUCAAUCUCAGAGCGCACUGACUACUCCUAAAACAAUUGUCAUCCGGUGAAACUGUGAUUUUAAUAUGAUUUUAAAAUGUGAUUUGGUACAGAAAGCUAAAAGCUUGUUUUGACUCAUUUAAAAAAAAACUUUCCAGUGCCCAUGAUUGCCACUAUGUACAAAGGUCAAUAUUUGUGUGAACAUGCUCCUUUCCAUGCUUCAACAUGUACAGGUCACAAAUGUAGCUCCUCUCUCUUGUGUGUGUAUUUGAUGUAAUUAUUAUUUGAAUGUUACUCUGCAGAGAAUCACUGAAGUGGGAGUAAUGGACUGAUAAGCCACCAUCACAGCUGAAAAGAGACAUUUUAAUCUUAUUUUGUGUGCGUGCGUGUGCGUGUGUGUGCGCGUGUUAGACUGAAGCCAUAAAGUGGGAGCAAAAGAAGAUAAGUUUGUAAAUUAGAUUACGUUUCUGUUUUGUGACGCUAUGUGGGAUUUCAUUUGUGAUGUGUUUGUUUUUCUCUUUUUUAUUCUUGUAUUAUGUUUUUGUAGAUAAGCGGAGAAGUUUCAUGGGUUUCAAAUUUGCUGGUAUAAAGCUUCUCUUCCCUUAGUCAUCUGUGUCUUUUGAAUCAUUGUAUUGAUGUGGCCGUAAGUGAAUGUUUGCAGCUUGUUAGCAGAAAUUAUGUACCUUCCAAGUCAUGUCAUCAAGCAACCAAUCAAUCAAGUUUAUUGGUAUAGCACAUUUCAGCAACAUGGCAGUUUACAUCAUCAUGUCAUGGUUUGGUCUUAAUCUUGUCAUAUGGUUGUUUAAAACCUGAAAACACCUAAAGGAUACUUUAUGUCAUCACAGAUUUGCUGCUUGCCCCCUGAGAGCAGUGAUGUCUGAAAGAGCAGGAAGCUGACAUGCAGUAAAAUGUCAUUGAAACCUGACUCUAAAAUAAUAAGCCUGGUCAUAUAAACUGAUGGUGGCACCACGUUAAAAUACAAGUUGAUGGUGACAAUAAAUUUGGUUGCAAAUCUUGUUUCUAAAUGGCCCCAAAACAGAUCGUAAUUUGUAAAACAUAACCUAAUUAUAUGGGUUUAAACACCAAUGAAAUGUGCAGACAAAUACAGAUUUUACAGUACAGUGUACAUUUGGUUUAAAGAGAUACAAAGUAUCAGAAGAGGAGAAAAGAAAACCAUUUGAAAAAAACAUUUUCUGUGUCCUGUUAUAUAAUUUUUAAAGCCCUCAGCAAGCCUUGAAGAAUACCACACCUGCCAUUGAAUUAAACUAAAUAAAACUCGUAGUUUUAAAACCAGCAUGAUCUAUUUUGAUUAUGAUUAUUUGAUUAAUUUUGCAGACUAAAAAGGAAAGUCCCAUAAAUGUCCAGCCAACAGGCCAGUUGCAAAGAACUCCAUGUGAGUGCCCUUCAAAUUGUGAGCAGAUAUUAACCAUUGUCCUCUGCACACAAAUUUCAGACAAAAACCAUAAUCUAAAUAAAUGGGCAUCUGAGUCACUGCUGUGAUGAUGUAACACAGUCCCUUUGCUGCACAGACCUCCCACUGCCAACUCCCAUUUCUCUCUCUGUUACAUAAGAUAUUGUCUCCUAGUCUUUGUCCAGACCUUCCUGAAAGAGCUCAGUUGUCCUGUCCUUCCAGCACCAUCCACUUCCAGCUUCCCACCAUGUUUGUUCGGAUUUGCUUCGCUUUGCUGGCUCUCCCUUCUCUGACUGCCGCAUCUGAUCCAGGCUGUGAUGAACUGAUAAAACCUCUAGAGGACCGAAGCAAGAUUUAUGGAAAAUGGAUUUUCUAUGCUGCAGCGUCUGACAAUGAAGAAGAGCUGAACUCGUACAAAAUCUCCAGCAGCUCCAUGUCUAAAAUCUCCCCCAUACCUGAUAGUGACGAGUUCAUCAUGCACUAUGUGGACAAAAUUGAAGGAAAUUGUGUUUAUGUAACUCCAGCACCUCGGGAAACUCCACUAAGGUGAUCUUUCACUUUAACUCCACUGCUUACGUGCAUGUUGGGAACUAUCUGGAGACGUGCGCUGAAUGUGUCCUCUGGUCAGACGAGGCUUUGACAGAGGUCAACGGGGCAGUUAGAAAAAGCCGGAACCUCUACCUCUUCACAAAGACAGGAAAACUGGACCCAUCCGAUCAAGAGACGUUGAACAAACAGGCCAAGUGUCUCAACCUCAUUCCAGAUUUCUAUUUUCCAGAAACUACAAAUCUGUGUCCUGAAGAAAGUGAGCCUACCGUUGCCUCAACAAAUGCAAACGCUGAAGAACAAUAAUGUUAUCACCUUCAUUCCCUUCACUGUUGCUGAUUCUGAAGUCUGACAUAAAUCUGCUUAUGUACAUUCACAGUUAGACUCCUUAUGCAUAAUUGUUUGUAGUUAUGCAGAAAUCUCUUACCAGGAGCAAAUCCAAUAUUAUGUUCUCGAUGUAUUCAGUUGAUUCCUUAUGCUGCAAAUGUCUAGAAUGAAAAUAUUAGUUUUGGCUUUAUUUAAACGUUACUGUUAGAAACAUCUAGAGGCUAUUUCAAGUUUAUGUUUUUCGUCUUUUGGAAUAAGUCAGGUGAUUCUUUCACCCUGCAAGCUCAAAGCAUGGUCUUUAAUGUGAUUAAACGUUUAUCAAUUUUUUAAUGAAAA